This is a messenger RNA of Trichophyton rubrum CBS 118892, 1359 nucleotides long. RefSeq lists its product as uncharacterized. The transcript has 4 exons. Gene Ontology annotation, cellular component: exocyst. Gene Ontology annotation, biological process: Golgi to plasma membrane transport; exocytosis. Bases 1 to 1359 code for a protein of 452 amino acids. The record is from RefSeq and is a predicted model, not a curated record. Lineage: Eukaryota; Fungi; Ascomycota; Eurotiomycetes; Onygenales; Arthrodermataceae.
AUGAAUUUAAUAAAAAAGUUUAGCCGGAUGUUGGAUAGUAUACCCCACGAUCAAGCUUUCACGCAAUUGAUAAUUGAUCAAAUCAUUACUUACUACGAAAAGUGCUGCGGCUGGUAUAAGGCUCUUAUGACUCGGAUAUCACCUAACCAUCCUGGUGGUAUAGCCCUAAAAACUUCAGCGGCAUUUGCGGAGUCCCAGGAUAUCCGCGAAGUGGGACGAAAGCUAUGGGAAUGCUCUGCUAGUGAGAAACAGUCGUUAAUCAACAGGGAAAUAGAGCUUCUUAUCUCUGCAACCAAUGAAACCUCACUGAAAGGUUAUGACAUGGUAGCUGAUCCAAAGAUAGUUGGUUCAUUGUCACUGCUCUAUAAUAGCAUGAACUGGCUAUCGAGUAACCUGUCCAAACUACGCCACAUCACUCCCCAUCAAACAGAUUCGAGCCAUAUCCAAUCCAGACAAGUAGCGCCUACUCGACGUUGGACUCUAGAGGCGGCGAUGAGACCGAAACGCGGUGAUGUCGAACGCCCUCUUCGUCUUCCUAUGACUAAAGAGUCCGUUGUGGGUUUCGAUGGUGCUAUUACAUCAAUUCAAAACCUAGCCUUUACAGCCAUUUUCACCUUACACCUCGAUAUUCGAUGUGGAUCAAUAUACAUGAUAUCCCGAGCAUUGAAAGGCAAAAAUGAUGGACAGCCACAGGAGCCGAACCGGAAUUCCUCAACCGAAAACAACUGGUCUUAUAUAUUAACGGUCGAACCAACAUCUGCUUCGCCUAUCGUGCUUGAAUUAAACAACGAUCUUAUUUCAUUUGGUGCUAGAAUGUCAAACUAUCUAGGACCAAAUGAAUGCCGAUAUAUCACAUCUUGCCUUUCAAGACUCAUAGACCGUGCACUGGUAUCUAGCACUCGUUUUAUUGGUGCAAUGAAUAGUUACGGAGCUUUGAGACUUCAGCUUGAUGUCCUUGUGCUUCAACAGAAUCUGAAGAAUAUCAUCGUUGUUUCCCCUGCCCCAGUAUCAUCCAAGAGCAGCCUAUCGUUGGACAAAGACGUUGCUGCUUCUAUGCCCGAAGUAGUUGCGCUCCCGCAAAGCGCCAAGUUCUUGGACUGGUUCCUUGAAGGUCCAGGCAAGACACUACGAAAUGCAAAGGAAGAAAGAGAUAUGUUUAAGGAGAUGGGCAGCCAAGUCUUGACGGAAGGCAACGGGGAGCCGUUUACAUUUGAUGAGUUGAGGGUGCUGAUUGAGCUAUGUUACUCUGCUGCACUUAAAGGUCCUCAGGGACCUGAGGCGAGAGAAGAGUUCAUGGCAGCUAAGCGUGGGCUUGACGAUUCAUUGCUAAGAUUGAGUGAAGUUAUGUGGGAUGCUUAA